Messenger RNA from Ciona intestinalis (vase tunicate), 1648 nucleotides. NCBI's taxonomy places the organism in Eukaryota, Metazoa, Chordata, Ascidiacea, Phlebobranchia, Cionidae. The record is from RefSeq and is a predicted model, not a curated record.
GGCGAGGUAUCGAAAGCAGGAACACGUCAUAGAUGUCACUGAAACAGCCAUUGUUUACGCCACAUUGGUUAUUAUCAGGCAUGAAAUGAGACAUCGAUCGUGAAAUAAACAACCAUGUCUUAAUGUCAUUGUGCAUAAUUUGCUAUUUUAACGGUUUCAAAACGCGUGUUGAAUUCUCGCUAAGUUUAACGUACCUUAUGCAUUGACUCAACAUUGGACCUUUAUAAUAAAGCAUUAAAGGGGCAUUGGCACAUUGUGCAAGGCUGUAUAGAAGCACAUAUACGUAAUCAGUGUUGUAAGCAAUGACGUUGGUAUUUCUAACUUUCUUGGUAAUUUUUACAUUUAAUGCUGAUGCCUUGACGUGUAAGAGGGGGUAUGACAUCACAGAUACGUCAUCAGAGUUCUUUUUUCCUCGGAAAGUAGAUUCCCGUAUUGUGACGUGUUCUGGGGGGGAAGAUGCGUGUAUGAGGUCGGAAGUUACCGGUGGAUUGGCAUCUUUUAUUCGUUUGCAAGCAAGCGGGGUUGGGUAUUCGUGUCGAAGCCGAGCGUCAUGUGUUGGCAUAGUCGAUCGUUGUGCAAAUAUCGCCAUUUCUUACCUUGGACGAGCAAAUCAAAUUCUAAAGGCGGCCGACUUAAGUCAAUGCGAAAUUGGAUGCUGUUUCACCGACAAUUGUAAUGCUUAUGCAAUAAGUACUUGGCCAGCAACAACGACGACGACAACUACAACCACUGCUCCGACGACAACAACACAACCAACAACAACGGAAACAACAACAACAAGGGCCACCACUUCGACGACUACAACACCAACAACAACAACAACCACGCCUCCUACAACACAACCGACAACAACAGAAACUACAACACCAACAACAACAAAAACAACAACAGCAACCCCUGCUCCUACAACACAACCAACAACAACAACGUCCAUUGCUCCGACGACUACAACAACAACAACAACAACAACGACCAUUGCUCCGACGACUACUACAGCAACAACGACAACAACACAACCAACAACAACGACCAUUGCUCCGACGACUACUACAGCAACAACGACAACAACACAACCAACAACAACGACCAUUGCUCCGACGACUACUACAGCAACAACGACAACAACAACAACAACAACAACAACAACAAAAUCUACUAUUGAACAUGAAGCAACAGCAGUAUCCACUACGUCCCAAACAACCAAAGGAACAACACUUACAACAAAACCCGAACCUGCCACAAGUUAUUCAACAACAAGAACAGCAAUUCCUGCUACAACACAAGCAACAACUGAUACUACAACAGUUUCAACAACACCAAAAAGACCGACAGAAAGAACAAGCACAUUGGAUUCUACUACAACACAAAGAAAAACAUCAACAACAACUACAACACAAACAACCGAAACGGAAACACGCCCAAAGAAAACGGACACAUUCAAGAGAACGAACACAAAAAAUACGACGAAAACCUACUUGAACCAAGAAGUGUCAGCAAAUAGUUCAAACUCGGUAAACCUGCUUUGCUGGCAGACAAUACUGGCUCUUAUCUUUAUUUGCAACUAUAUAGCUUAUGAAUAUUAAGUUUAAAACAAAGGAAUAUCUACACCCAGCGUUGUUCAGCGCAGGUCAGCGUAGAUAUUUCUUUG